Messenger RNA from Brenthis ino (lesser marbled fritillary), 822 nucleotides. Lineage: Eukaryota; Metazoa; Arthropoda; Insecta; Lepidoptera; Nymphalidae. The record is from the annotation of a GenBank genome assembly.
AUGAAGUUUUUAACACUCUUAGCGCUGUGCGCUAUAACAUCAGCACACGAAAUCACCCAACUGAAGGUCCCAUUGUACGCGGACCCUCGACGGGCAGCGGAGUUGAGCUGUCACUUUCGAAUGGACGAUCAGAGACUACACUCCGUCAAGUGGUAUAGGGAUAUGAAUGAGAUAUUCAGAUAUAACCCCUCACAGAAGGUGCCCAUCCGUCUGUUCAAUGUAACUGGGAUUAUGGUACAAGGCGGGGACUGCCAGACAGACUCGUGUAUGGUGCGUGUGAUGCCCCCGCCGAUUGCGACGAGAGCGGCAUAUACUUGCGAAGUUUCCACAGAAGGCCCAAAGUUUCAGAUAGCAAGACAAACUAAACAUAUGACUGUAGUCGCGAUGCCAGAUAAGGACCCCAUAAUAAUUGGGGCUCCGAAAUUAGUGAAGCCCGGAGAGCAAAUACUCCUGAACUGCACGUCCGACUACUCGCUGCCACCGUCUGAUAUUAAUUGGUACAUAGACAAUGAACUUGCAAAGACUGAACCAUGGCAGCGUAGGGAGCUUAGCGCGCCUCAACCGGGGGGUCUACGCGCAUCGUGGAGAGUGCUACGUGUGUCAGUACCGUCUACUGCAAGCGGCGCCUUACGAAUACGAUGUGAAUCUACCCUACCCGUAGAGCCACCUGUAGUGCGAGAUACUGCUACUAUCAUCACUGUGUAUUCACGUACGCAGCUAUCGAAAUAUGUUUCUAAUAGAGGUACAUUUGCUGAAAACAAUAAAAGUUUUAUGAUUGUUUUCAUCUGGACUUUUAGAGAAAUAUUAAAGUUUGUGAGCUUA